Daucus carota subsp. sativus is the source of this 1820-nucleotide messenger RNA. Its product is annotated as metal transporter Nramp6.1. Gene Ontology annotation, cellular component: membrane. Gene Ontology annotation, molecular function: manganese ion transmembrane transporter activity; cadmium ion transmembrane transporter activity. The coding region runs from base 79 to 1662 and encodes 527 amino acids. The record is from RefSeq and is a predicted model, not a curated record. The transcript has 13 exons. Lineage: Eukaryota; Viridiplantae; Streptophyta; Magnoliopsida; Apiales; Apiaceae. Gene Ontology annotation, biological process: metal ion transport.
AGGGAGAGAAAGAGAGAGAGAGAGAGAGAGAGAGAGAGGGAGGGAGGGAGGGAGAGAGAGAGAGAGAGAGAGAGAGAGAUGGGGAGCCUGCAGCAAGAAGAACAAGCGAAUGGAAGUGUAAACAACAGCAGAGAUGAGGAGCAUAAGCAGAGUAAACAGAAACCAAAAUGGAAAAAUUUCCUUUCAUAUGUUGGUCCUGGUUUCCUAGUUUCAUUGGCUUACCUUGAUCCUGGAAACUUGGAAACGGAUUUGCAGGCCGGAGCAAACCACAGAUAUGAGUUGCUCUGGAUCAUCCUUGUCGGCCUUAUAUUCGCUCUCAUUAUACAAUCCCUUGCCGCGAAUCUUGGAGUCACAACCGGAAUGCACCUUUCAGAGUUAUGCAGAGCUGAAUAUCCAUUACAUGUCAAAUACUGUUUAUGGUUGCUAGCUGAGGUUGCGGUUAUAGCAGCAGAUAUACCUGAAGUGAUAGGGACAGCCUUUGCGUUGAACAUACUAUUUGAUAUUCCAGUCUGGGCUGGAGUUCUCCUCACUGGUUUCAGCACUCUGUUACUGCUUGGCCUGCAAAGAUACGGGGUGAGAAAGCUGGAGUUGUUGAUCACAGUACUCGUGUUUGUGAUGGCCGCGUGUUUUUUUGGAGAACUGAGCUAUGUAAAGCCUCCUGCAGUAGAUGUAAUAAAAGGAAUGUUCAUCCCAAAACUCAAGGGCCAAGGCGCCACUGGGGAUGCCAUUGCAUUGUUAGGCGCCCUUGUCAUGCCGCAUAAUCUCUUCCUUCACUCGGCUCUUGUACUCUCCAGGAAAAUCCCAGACUCUGUUCAGGGCAUCAAUGAUGCCUGCAAAUACUUUCUGAUUGAGAGCGGAUUUGCACUAGCGGUUGCCUUUUUAAUUAACGUGUCCAUUAUAUCAGUUUCGGGUACUGUUUGCUCAAGCAACAGCCUCUCAGCUAUUGACGUAGAUAGAUGCAGUGAUCUAACCCUUAAUUCAGCUUCUUUCCUUCUCAAGAAUGUGUUGGGGAAAUCCAGUUCUACUGUGUAUGCCAUUGCUUUACUAGCAUCAGGACAAAGCUCCACCAUUACAGGAACUUAUGCCGGACAAUAUAUUAUGCAGGGGUUUUUGGAUCUCAAAAUGCGGACUUGGGCUAGAAAUUUGUUGACAAGAUGCAUCGCCAUAACGCCUAGUCUAAUCGUCUCAAUCAUCGGUGGAACUUCUGGGGCUGGCAGACUCAUUAUAAUUGCAUCUAUGAUAUUGUCAUUUGAGCUUCCAUUCGCGCUCAUUCCACUCCUUAAGUUCAGUAGCAGUGCUACCAAGAUGGGUCCACAUAAGAACUCAAUAUAUAUUAUAGUGAUUUCAUGGAUACUAGGACUUGGAAUCAUCGGCAUCAACAUCUAUUAUCUGACAACAACAUUCAUUAAUUGGAUACUUCACAAUGGCUUGCACAUUAUUGCAAAUGUCUUCAUAGGUAUAGUUGUGUUCCCCUUGAUGGCCGUCUACAUUAUAUCAGUUAUUUAUCUUAUGUUCCGGAAAGACGUUGCCAUUACCUUUGUUGAAAAAACAAAGCUUGACAAUGUGGUUCAAACACGUAUGGAAACCGGAGAUAGAGAUACUGAAAUGAUUGAUCAAGUUCCUUACAGAGAAGAUCUUGCCGAUAUUCCAUUGCCUAGAUAGAGGGGGUGUAAUAAUAGCAUAAAUGCCGUCACGUCCUGCACAUGUAUUAUAUUUGUGACACUAUGAAUAUUCAUGGAGCUAGUUAGAUAGUUAUAUGCAAUCCAAUGAACAAGAUCCAUGUAUUUUUUAUGAUAAUGCAGGGUCUCUUUUGAGUAAAA